GGCACAAGCCAGGCUCUAGGCGACCCCUUCGUGGUCUCCACCUCCGAGUCCCAGGCUCUAGGCGACCUCUGUGCCGCCCAGUGGACGCUGGGUGCUGCAGGGAUGCAUUAUGAGAAGCAUGUGCUCCAGCAGACAGAUCACAGCGGAAUGAUUUUCUCCUCUUGGACACCAUCUUUCACGCAUGGCGGAACUGACUCACUGCUGACGAUCUUCCGGGGACGCCGAGGCAUCACGCUCUCCCCCGGCAGUGGCGAGGACUGGUAUCUCUUCCACCACGACACAGAACGAUGGUUGUAUUUCCCUCGCCACCCACGGACUGCACAGCUGCGACUGCGGACGCGAUGCCCAUUUCCCCAGCAUCAUCACAAGGCACCCAAAGAGCCAUUAUUCCGACGGCUCCAAGCCCACCAACUCAUCCCGCACACAGACGUUCGCAUCGACGCUCAGUUCGCCUCCAUCGAAGUAGACAGCAUCACUCUAGAACGGUGGCGCAGGACCCUAAACGGUCCACGUCACUAUCAAUGCAACUACUCCGUCUGGCUGCGCGACCGCCAGCCCAAUUUCUGCUGGCCACGCGGAUUGGACAGCGCCGAUGGACCUGUCAUCGCCGCCGAACUCACCAAGUCCGCCCUCAUGUUCCUGGCCACUAGUCUGUGCUACGGGGCGAUGCAUCUGUUUGCCUGGGAUGCAGACGUGAUGCGGCCGCGCAGUGCGCAGGAGACCUUUUGGCGGCUUUCGUGUUUGUUGCUGGUUGGGGCCGUUGGCUUUUGCCGUCUGGGCGGGUUUGAAGACCUGGCGAGGGCCGGAUGCGCAUCUCCGGCUCAGUCGGGGGAUGAGUGUUGUGCUGGGUUUGUUUGUCGUGGUGGUUUUUAUUGCUUAUGCUGUUGCCCGUGUCUAUCUUAUGGUGGAGGUUUUCCUCGUCUUGCCUUAUAUGGAUCCGGGGGUAUACGAGCUACCCAGUUAUGCCGUCUACUGGCCGCAUCUGGGAUAGAUAUGUGUCAAUGGCCCAUGGAUGCAGAUGAGGGACAUAGAAGAGGCUAACUAACCAUUCUUUCAUUAUCUCGUUUUUAUAUACAUUGUGAAAAAGGAGCCAACCAUCGUUUCGAUCGUCUGGUCAACACCAUAACG
Aspergillus wentii DTO 134E9 is the source of this 1128-nucleotide messenger RNA. RefSeq lists its product as uncharacterized. The record is from RefSeq and is a predicted model, not a curated record. The coding region runs from base 103 to 1041 and encodes 312 amino acids. The transcript has a single exon. Lineage: Eukaryota; Fungi; Ascomycota; Eurotiomycetes; Eurotiales; Aspergillaceae.